Molecule: messenger RNA, 1263 nt
Organism: Prorocentrum cordatum
Lineage: Eukaryota; Dinophyceae; Prorocentrales; Prorocentraceae
Source: the annotation of a GenBank genome assembly
AUGUUUGUGUUUCUUUGGGCCCCCUGGCGCGUGGGGUGGCCAACUGACCGUGGGUCCAUCUGGGUCGGCGACACGCAGGAUUGGAUGGACGACGUAUUCAUGGCCGAGACGUUCAAGAAGUACGGCGAGGUGACGUCGGUGAGGCUGCCCCGCGACAAGAGCACAAACGCCAGGUUGAAGUUUGGUUUUGUACAGUUUGCCACCCCAGAGCAAGCGAAUGGAUUUAUCGAGGGCCUCAAUGGCAAGCUGUUCACAACCGAGGACGGGCACCAGCUUCGGGUCAAUCGGGCGAUCAUGAGCAUCGGCAAAUGCACCCCCGCGUUCACUGGAGGCGUCACUGUCUAUUGCGGUAACCUUGACAACAACGUCAAAGCCUCGGAUUUGGUGGAGGUCUUCUCGAGGAGAUUCGAGACUGUCGCUUCAGCUAGAAUCCUGAACGACAAAGCCGCUGAGGAAACUCCCAAGGAGACCGGUUCGACCAAGCGCUUCGGUUUCGUACACUUCUUGGAUAAGGACGAGGCGAAUUCGGCUGUCUACCAGAUGGACGGGGUGGUCGUUGGCACAAGGCCAAUGAAGGUCAGGCACUCCUCGCGCGAACCAGCGAAUUGGUGUUUGCAAGCAGAAGAAAAUCUGAGCUGCAAGAUAACGAGCAAGGACCAGCAAGGGAAGUUCCACACGGUCGCAUUCUGUGGUUUUCCCGCAGAAGUGACAGAGAACGAGCUCCUAUGCUUGUUCACGCAGUUUGGUGCAGUCAAGGCGGUGCAGGUUGCCCAGGGGUCUGGCUGGGUAGAAUUCCAUAUUCGGUCCGUUGCACUUGCCAUGUUGGAGUACUUCGCCAACCACGCACACAUCCGAACGCAGCUCGUGACCGAUGCGCACGAGAAGGCAUCUCUCACGGAGCGCACGGGGAGGCUCGCGCAGACGAAGGCGCUGGUCGACCUGCAGAUGCAGCAGGCGGUGGGAGACACCACCGGCGUGCACGCCCCGCAGUUCCCUGGGCAGGUCGGUCCCGGGCUCGAGCACUUUGCAUGUCUCCUGCAGGAUCCUGUCUUCUGGCAGGUCUUCGAGAACGAGCUCGGCAACAAGAGCGCGUCGAGCCCAGAUCCUUGCCUGCCGGUGCUUCUUCAAGAUUGGCCCCAGAUCAUCGGGAAGUCCAGUGACGUGAACGAGCUGAACGAGGAGUACUUGACCGACCACGGCUGGCACUUAAAUAGCGGCCAUGGUACUCUCCCAUUGCCGCAGAGCUUGCGGACAUGUGCCUGA